Molecule: messenger RNA, 1949 nt
Organism: Plectropomus leopardus (leopard coralgrouper)
Lineage: Eukaryota; Metazoa; Chordata; Actinopteri; Perciformes; Serranidae
Gene: tnfsf13b
Product: TNF superfamily member 13b
Biological process (GO): immune response; positive regulation of B cell proliferation
Cellular component (GO): membrane
Molecular function (GO): receptor ligand activity; tumor necrosis factor receptor binding
Source: RefSeq, a predicted model, not a curated record
AUGGAGCAAAAUGAAGAAAAAAGGGAGAGACUUGUCAGGGCUGUUGGUCAGGCAGGAAGCUGCGUGUGUGGUUAGCUGAGCGGAACAGUAGAGGGGAAGCUGUUUUGACCUUUUUUGUACAGUAUUUGUUCUGCAUAGUCCUGUAGACUGAAGAGACUACUGAAGGACAGAUCGAAAGUCAAGGAAGUCAGUGAUACUUUUACAACAGGCAAUGCGGUAAAGCCAGAGGACAGAGACAACAUUGAUGACAGAAGCAAACAUCAACCAUACGUAGCGUAGUUCAGGCCUGAGACAGGUCAUGCUGCCAGUGUGAGCUCUCUGGACAUUGUAUGGGCCCUGCAAUGGCAGGUGUUGAGCCUGGAACCGGACAAAGGACAUCCAAAAGGAGACUGUCCUGGCCAGUUUUUCUGCUGACGCUAGUUGCUGUCACCUCCUCCUCUCUUUCAGCUUUGUCGCUGUACCAGCUGGUGGCUCUCAGAGCCGAAGUAGAGGGACUCAAAUCGGAGGUUUAUCGCAGGAGGGAAGAGGGACAAGAGGCCAUGCAUGCAGGCCAGACCGAGAACAUCAGUAGGAGAAGCAGCCAAGAGCCCCUACACCAACCCGGGUCUCAAGAUGCUAUCAGCCUGAUGAGGACGAGAAGGUUGGUCUCUGGAUCAGAGACAUUGGUUUCUCAGCCUUGCUUGCAGUUGUUGGCAAGCAGUAUCAGGAAAACCUUCAGGAAAGAAUAUAAGUCUGAGCCGCACACAGGUAUCCCCUGGCAGGCUGGGCUGAAACGAGGAUCUGCCCUGGAGGCAGAUGGAGACUGCAUGCUAGUCAGGGAGGAGGGCUUCUACUUUGUGUACGGUCAGGUGUACUACAUAGACAGCACCUUUGCAAUGGGUCAUGUGGUGAUUCGGAGGAAGAGGAAUGUGGUGGGAGACGAGCCUCAGUCUGUGAUCUUGUUCCGCUGCAUCCAGAACAUGAACCCUGUUCACCCUUACAACACCUGCUUCACAGGAGGUAUUGUGAAGCUGGAAGCCGGGGACCACUUGGAGCUGCUGAUCCCUCGUUCCACAGCCAACGUCUCCCUGUUUGGAGACUCCACCUUCCUGGGUGCUGUCAAACUGGCUUAAAGUAUGCCACCUCAAUUUGGAGCCCAAGGGAUGCUGCCGCGAUGGGAAAGAGGUGCCAUGACUGGAGGGAAGUGAGCAACAAGGCACAGUUCUGGUGACCUCGCGUGACUUUGGGUGAUGGGAAUAUGUGAUGGGAGGUGAGAAAAAUACAGGAAGUGGCCAUUUCUGUUCUGGCUGAAUGAUAGACUGUGUGACUCCUUGCACGUUCAGCCUGAGGGGACAUUAAGGGAACUAUGAGAUGGCUCAAGCUCUACUCUUAUGGGGAUAGUUUAUCCCCAAAUCCAAAAUUAAUAUUUUCCCUCUUUCUUGUAGUGCUAGAUUGUUUUGGUGUGAGUUGCAGUGUUGGAAAUAUAAGCUGUAGAGAUGACUGCCUUCUCUUGAAUAUAAUAGAGCUAGAUGGCACUCUACAAUAUAUUUUAAAAACUCAAAUGCAAUGUCUUUUUGGGGAUGAACUAUACCUUUAAAAAUACAUCCACCUUAUAGUUACAGCUGUAAUAUAUUCAUUUCUAACACACACCAAGACAAGAUAUGUAAAACCAUCAGAAUCAAGUACUUUUUCCUUUAAAUAAUCACAAAGACAUGGCAAAGUCUGGCUUGUAAGAGACGUGUUACUUGUGUGUCAUUCUUACACUGUUUUGAUCAAUAGUCUUUCAUCCUGUAGCAGCAGCAUUACUGAAAUAGUCCCUCUCAUCUGCUUUAUCAUUUUAGACAUUUUCACUUAAAAAAGAGUGGUGUGAUUUUUUAUCUUAAUGGCAUGAUUUCAUUUAAGCUUACCUUCACACUAUAUUUCAAACUGAAUUUUGAUGCAAUAAAGUGACAGUACAAGGUAUGACAUCA